Mesocricetus auratus (golden hamster) is the source of this 2212-nucleotide messenger RNA. RefSeq names its product IMP U3 small nucleolar ribonucleoprotein 4 (gene Imp4). Gene Ontology annotation, cellular component: nucleolus; Mpp10 complex; small-subunit processome. The transcript has 9 exons. Lineage: Eukaryota; Metazoa; Chordata; Mammalia; Rodentia; Cricetidae. The coding region runs from base 157 to 1032 and encodes 291 amino acids. Gene Ontology annotation, molecular function: snoRNA binding; rRNA primary transcript binding. The record is from RefSeq and is a predicted model, not a curated record. Gene Ontology annotation, biological process: rRNA processing.
CCGCCCUCUCCGCCAUCUUAACAUGGGGCACUCUGGACGGCCGUCGACUCGAGUGAAGCCUUUUUUGAGGCCUUCUUGGUUGAGGGCGGAAGGGAGCGCUGCGUGGUGCGGGCGGGCGCUUGAAGAGCACACGCUCGUGUCGGAGCGGCGCUCAACAUGCUCCGUCGGGAGGCUCGCCUGCGCCGCGAGUACCUGUACCGCAAGGCCCGGGAGGAUGCGCAGCGAUCCAUUCAGGAGAAGAAGGAGCGAGUCAAGCGUGCCCUAGAAGAAAACCAACUGAUUCCCACUGAGCUACGCCGGGAGGCUCUAGCCUUACAGGGGUCCCUGGAGUUUGAUGAUGCUGGCGGGGAAGGUGUGACCAGCCAUGUAGAUGAUGAGUACCGAUGGGCUGGGGUUGAGGAUCCUAAGAUCAUGAUCACUACCUCUCGAGACCCCAGUUCUCGUCUGAAGAUGUUUGCAAAGGAAUUGAAGCUGGUGUUCCCGGGUGCCCAGCGCAUGAACCGAGGUCGGCAUGAGGUUGGAGCACUGGUGCGAGCAUGCAAAGCCAAUGGGGUCACUGACCUUUUGGUUGUUCAUGAGCAUCGAGGCACACCUGUGGGGCUCAUUGUCAGCCAUCUGCCCUUCGGUCCCACCGCCUACUUCACACUGUGCAAUGUGGUCAUGCGGCACGACAUCCCUGACCUGGGCACCAUGUCAGAGGCUAAGCCUCACCUCAUCACUCACGGCUUUACCUCCCGGCUGGGCAAGCGGGUGUCUGACAUCCUUCGUUACCUGUUCCCUGUGCCAAAAGACGACAGCCACCGGGUCAUCACCUUUGCAAACCAGGACGACUACAUUUCAUUCCGGCACCAUGUCUACAAGAAGACAGACCACCGCAAUGUUGAGCUGACUGAGGUUGGGCCUCGAUUUGAGCUGAAGUUGUACAUGAUUCGCCUGGGCACACUGGAGCAGGAGGCCACAGCGGACGUGGAAUGGCGCUGGCACCCCUAUACCAACACUGCCCGCAAGAGGGUCUUCCUGAGCACCGAGUGAGCUGCCCGCCCGCCCACCAGUCAGGCAGGAAUUGCUCACAGACGUUUUUUUUUGUUUUUUUGGGGUUUUUUUUUUUUUUUGGUUUUUCGAGACAGGGUUUCUCUGUGGCUUUGGAGGCUGUCCUGGAACUAGCUCUUGUACACCAGGCUGGCCUCGAACUCACAGAGAUCCGCCUGCCUCUACCUCCCAAGUGCUGGGAUUAAAGGCGUGGGCCACCAACGCCCAGCUCUCACAGACAUUUAUAAUCCCAAGUGGGGACUGGAAAGAUCUAAAUAAAUCCUCUGUCAUCAUGCUACCCAACUGCCUCUAACUGGUCACAGUGGACCUACUCUCUGUCAGGCCAAACGUGAAAGAUGAAGCCCAUGGAGUGUCCAUGGGUUGAAGACCUUCUGACUGUGGAGUGUCCUCAGGCCUAGUUUUAUGUGGAGUAUAAACAGUCCCUCUCAGGCUGGGGAUGGUGGUACAGACUCCCCACUGGAAAAUGCGUGGUGUCUCUGAGAGUUGGGCCCUGUGAGCACUUAUUUAGAUGGUUUAAGGGUGAGUCUUUUUCACCAGCAGCAAGUUGACCCCAUUCAAGUGCCGGCCUAACUUAGCAGUUCAGUGGGGUCCCUGUGCCAAGUAGAUGCAUCCUCCCUCUUUUAUAGGAGGCAUGGUGACACUUGUGCAUGGGCCUAUCCAACAGCGCACAGGGAGGUGCCUCAAGGUUCUAAGUCUGUGCCCCAGCCCCUCCCAACCCCUUCCCUGUACCCACAACCUGUGCAUCUCCAGGGAUCCUGGGUUUGUGUAGAGUGGUUGUCAAGACCCUGCAUUGCCCGAGAGUUUACAGAGAGAAUUGGCGAUGAGAUCCAUCGUGCAGGUAGAAGGAGGCCUCUGAGGAAGCAUGUCAUGACAGGAUAAGGCAGAUGUCUGCAUGGAAUCAUGAAAGCCCAGUGAUGGUGUGAGAUAGCAGAAGCCAUCUGGAUGGCUUGUGCAAGGGCCUUGAGGCCCACUAAGAAGAGCUGAAAGGGAGACGUAGGACCCACGGAGGCCAGUGUUCUGGAAAGUCUGGGAUGAGGUGACCAUUACAACUCAUGAAUCCUGUUCCUCUGCAAGGCCUCUGGGAUCCUACAUGGCUUUGCUCCAUCCUUGAAGAAUGGACCUAUGUGUGUGUGUUUGUUAAAUUUUAAAACAAGUAAAACCA